Penicillium malachiteum is the source of this 711-nucleotide messenger RNA. Its product is annotated as alpha/beta hydrolase. The transcript is spliced from 2 exons. The record is from RefSeq and is a predicted model, not a curated record. The coding region runs from base 1 to 711 and encodes 236 amino acids. NCBI's taxonomy places the organism in Eukaryota, Fungi, Ascomycota, Eurotiomycetes, Eurotiales, Aspergillaceae.
AUGGCACCAACAAUCCUCUUUGUCCCAGGUAGUUGGGAAGGCCCAAAACCAUUCGAACCGAUUUCUGCCCUGCUUGCGACGCAAGGAUUCAUUGCUGAAACUGCUGUGAUCCCUAGUACGGGAACCGUCUCACCCGGAAACCCGAACUACAAGGAUGAUGUACGCGCUGUUCGCGGACAUAUCCAAAAUAUAAUCUCUCGUGAUGAAGAUGUCUUUCUUGUUCUUCAUUCUGCGGGUGGAUUUACUGGUAGUGAGGCGAUGGAAGGACUAAGCAAAAAGGAGCUUGUGGCGCAAGGGUCCAAGAGUGGGGUUAUAGGAAUUCUGUUUAUUGCGGGGGCGGUUUUCCCUGUUGGGCAUCAUCAUGCACCUUUACCCUUCGGUCGAUAUGAGGGUGGUGCUAUGUACUGCGCUGAUCCACCAGCAAUGCUCUUUAAUGAUUUCACAGAAGAGGAAAUGAAUAAGUGGCUUCCUGGAGUCAGUACACAACCUGCUGAUGGCUGGGAUAGUGUCAUUUCUUAUACAGGCUGGGAAGAUGUUCCGAGUGUUUAUUUGAUUUGUGAGAAGGAUGGAAUUGUACCAGUUCCGGCGCAAGAACAGUUGGCGGCGUUGUCCAAGAGUCGCAUUGAACGGUGCAGUGCGGGUCAUAUGGCGCAGCUGAGUCAACCUGAGCGAGUGAUUGAGGUGAUUCGAGCGACUAUUGAUUCACUUUGA